Diabrotica balteata is the source of this 1738-nucleotide messenger RNA. The record is from the annotation of a GenBank genome assembly. Lineage: Eukaryota; Metazoa; Arthropoda; Insecta; Coleoptera; Chrysomelidae.
UGAAUUUAACUCAAUGGUUUCAGUGCGGGAAUACUAUAUAAAGUUUAGUGAAAGUGGAAACGUAGAAACAUGGAUAAAAUGAAGAUGUUUAGCUACAGGAGUGCUUGGCACUAAGGGUGCCAUGAAGGAAAAAAGUAAAAAUGCAGCUAGGAGUAGAAGAGAAAAGGAAAAUGCCGAAUUUUUGGAGCUAGCAAAAUUAUUGCCACUUCCAGCUGCGAUCACAUCACAACUUGAUAAAGCAUCAGUUAUUCGGUUGACUACUUCGUACCUUAAAAUGAGACAAGUCUUUCCUGACGGUUUGGGAGAUGCCUGGGGAGCCACGCCAGUUAUUCCAAACCCCAGGGAGGCACCGAUCAAAGAACUAGGAUCGUAUCUGUUGCAGACCUUAGAUGGUUUUAUUUUUGUAGUAGCUCACGACGGGAAAAUCAUGUACAUAUCAGAAACAGCCUCUGUUCAUUUAGGAUUAUCACAGGUAGAACUGACGGGGAACAGUAUUUACGAAUACAUCCACCCCGCAGACCACGACGAGAUGACAGCUGUACUUACACCCACGCUUUACCCUCCAGGGAUCGCCCCCCUACAAGAACACGAAAGUGAGCGAGCUUUUUUCCUGAGGAUGAAGUGUGUCUUAGCCAAACGAAACGCAGGGUUGACGAAUAGUGGUUAUAAAGUUAUCCAUUGUUCAGGCUAUCUAAAGGUGAAACCUUUGACGGCAGGUUCAGGUCCAUAUGACACCAGCUAUUGCCAAAUCAUGGGACUCGUUGCAGUAGGCCAUUCCUUACCUCCCAGCUCCAUCACAGAAAUCAAAUUACACACUAACAUGUUUAUGUUUAGGGCUAGUUUAGAUUUAAAGCUGAUCUUUCUAGAUGCAAGAGUGGGUCAGUUGACUGGAUAUGAACCUCAAGAUCUUAUAGAAAAAACCCUGUACCAUUACGUCCACGGCAGCGAUAUCUUAGCGCUUAGGCUCUCACACCAUCAAUUGCUUUGUAAGGGUCAAGUAACCACAAAAUAUUACCGGUUUCUUUGCAAAGGAGGUGGAUGGGUUUGGAUGCAAAGUUACGCGACGAUAGUACAUAAUUCCAGAUCUUCCAGACCACACUGUAUUGUCUCCGUUAAUUACGUUUUAAGUGAUUUUGAAGCCAAAGAUCUAACCCUAAACCUUGCGCAAGGUACACCGAGAGAGGAUAUUCCCGCCUCUCCACGAAGCCCGAUACACCCCCCUACCAGGAGCAUUUCAUCACAACCUAAAUACACUCCUACACAUCGCAUUCCUGCCAACAUUAUUCCUUCACACCCACCUUCCAUACCUGACGACGAAUUCAGCGAUUCCAAUGGUGCGAUUACGUAUCCUUCGCUCGAAUACUCAUCAGGUUUUAUCCAUUACCACACAGAAGAUCCAUAUUAUCAACACCAAGAUAUGUUUUACCCUUAUUCCGACCCGGAGAUCAGCCAACACAUGUUAGGAACACCACAACAGCGGCCUUUUAGUGCCUCCAGUUCGUCUUGCAGUUCCUCCGAAAGCGAACUUCAUUUACAGAACUUGAACAGCAAUAAUUUUUGCCCGGAAGCCCAUAGUUUUAGCAUCAACUGUUUCAAUAACAAUCCAGCGAGCCAAGCGGCGCAAAACUGGCAGGGGCACGAGUUCAAGCCUUUGAUUGGCCAGGGGCACGGUGCAGGAUACACCAGUGUGAUUGUGGAUGCUCAGCAGUAUCAGUUAGCGAACGAGUACGUUCAUUAG